Molecule: messenger RNA, 1248 nt
Organism: Clonostachys rhizophaga
Lineage: Eukaryota; Fungi; Ascomycota; Sordariomycetes; Hypocreales; Bionectriaceae
Source: the annotation of a GenBank genome assembly
AUGAUUACAGCACGCCAACUCUUCCGUAUCGUCUACGGCUCCAUCUACCUUGUUCUCUAUGUUAUUCUUCUUGCUUUACUACUCAUCACCCCCGCCGACGCCAUUAUUCGAUCGUUACAAAACCGCCAGACUUACAACAUAUGGAUUCUUGUAAUCUUUUACGUCGUCACCGUCCUCAUCGUCACCUUCAUCUACCUCAUGCGACUUUACGUCAACAAGACCGUCCUCGCCGCGAUCCCGAAAUCCACCCUACCGAUCAAGCCUGGUGAUGUGAAUAGGGCCGUACAUGCAAUCAUAGAAGCUGGCCUGGAGCGCAGCGCCGCCAUCGCAUUCGAGGCACGCCCGAGUGCCGACCCGAACAAGAAGGAGGGUCAGCCAGGAGAGAGGGUCAUCCCUCCCGCGUCAGAAGGCCUGGGCAUAUCGCGGACUCUGCAGAGCAGGAUCUGGGACGGUAUCGAGCACCAUGGCUGGUCAUCCCCUAACCUGGCCGACUUGCCCAACCUGCAGUACUCGACCGUUCUCUCCGAGCUUCCAAACUUAAUAGAGGCCAAGGCUCUCACCCUCGCGCCGCCAGACCCGACGUCGCAGUCCGAUCCCCCGGUGCUGGACCCGGAGGCAGUCGCUUUACUCCAAAAACCUUCAUAUCUCAGUCUUCGGGGCUACAUCGAGCAGCUGACCUCGCUGGGCGUCCUGAAUAUCGAUGACACGGCUGCUAGCUUUCUGGAACGAUACGAAUACGCCCGCUUCUCCACCCGACCAAUUUCGAAUGCGAAAUUCCGCGAACUGAUGCAUCUGUUCGCGGAGAUGCUUCGCUCUAUGCAGACCCUGGAUCUCGAAGCCUUGGAUGCAGAGCAAGAGCUCCAGUCGUACACCGAGUCUUUCGUUGGUCAAAGCAACAGGGAUGGCGCCAUGACCCCCAGAAGCCAACGCUCCAAAGCUGCUACUGUCAGCUCGCAGAGCUCAGUCAGGCGGCCCAUGCGGAGCUCCUCCUGGAACCUUUACCGGACUGCACCAAACACCCCUCACAGCACAGCGCGGGUCAUCUCUCGCAAGUCCAGCAGCAGCAAUAGUUUUGCCCAGUCUCGGAAUCCGUACCACAUGGACGACUCUCGCUCACCUAGCCCCAGUAUUCGCUCUGGGAGCUCAGCAUCGGUGAUUCGCCUCUCCACGAACGAAGACAACCAGGAUGGGCCCUACGUCCUGAACCUGAGUGGCACAGCGGAGAGUCUAAGUCCAGCCCAGAGAUAA